This is a messenger RNA of Papilio machaon (common yellow swallowtail), 1759 nucleotides long. Its product is annotated as beta-1,3-glucan-binding protein. Gene Ontology annotation, molecular function: hydrolase activity, hydrolyzing O-glycosyl compounds; carbohydrate binding. The coding region runs from base 40 to 1554 and encodes 504 amino acids. Gene Ontology annotation, biological process: carbohydrate metabolic process. The record is from RefSeq and is a predicted model, not a curated record. Lineage: Eukaryota; Metazoa; Arthropoda; Insecta; Lepidoptera; Papilionidae. The transcript has 11 exons.
AAAUAUGGCCAUCACAAUUGUGACAGAAGCAGUAUUACAAUGGCUAUCUCAGCACUAACACGUUUAGUUCUAGUGCUAAUAUUUGUCUCACUAAUUCAAAGUUCACCAACAAGACUGACCAUCGAAGCCUUUUAUCCAAAGGGUUUACGUCUUUUAGUAGAAGUUUUAGAUGAUUCUACGUUAAUAAACUUCAAAUUCAAAGCCAAAAUAAAAAGAGCGAACAGUACUACUGAUGACGGCGAAAUUAAUGCCAAUGUAACAACACCAACUAAUGGUAGAUGGGUUUAUAUAGAUCCUUGCUUAAAGUUGAAUUUCGGUGACGUCAUCAACUACGAUUUUCACAGUCUGCACCAGCAUUAUAAUAAAUAUAAAAUGCACAUGAAAUUGAACAUCAAUCAUACUAUAGAAGCCAACAACCUCUCCCGUGCUACCAAGGUGUACGACAAGAUUUGUUGUUCUCAAUUGACGCAUUAUUUUUGUUUUGGUACUUCAGCUAAGGUAUUACAGGACGAUACGUGGGAAUGUCUGCCCACUAUCACACGACUGCGUGUCGGCACCGCGUGCGCUGACCGGAUAAUAUUCGAGGACCACUUCAACAGUCUGAACGAUGACUUGUGGCAGAUCGAACAAUACAUACCAAGUGAACCUGAAUACACUUUCGUGUCAUAUCAAAGACCGCCAAAUGCGCGGACAGUGAUGGCGACGGAGGGAUAUUUGCGGAUUGAGCCGAAACUUCAGCACGAACUAGAUAACUUCAGUAAUGAUACCUUGUGCACUGGAUCACUCAAUCUUUUUAACGGGUGCACGAGAACAGCAGAGUCGUGCAGUGCGACAGCGAUGGGUGCUAGUAUUCUGCCGCCGGUGGUAAGUGGCCGAAUCACAAGCAAGACCUUUGCGUUCACGUACGGCGUUGUUGAAAUCAGAGCGAAACUGCCGCAGGGAGACUGGCUUUACCCAGAAAUUUUACUUGAGCCCUUACUAAAAAAGUAUGGUACCCCUAACUACGCAUCUGGAAUAAUAAAAAUAGCAUCAGCACUCGGCAACCGCGAGCUCUUUGACGGACCAAAUGAACUUGGAAAUAAGGUUCUAUACGGAGGUCCAAUAAUGAACUCGGCAUGUCGUGAUGUUCUGAUGGGUCGUAAGGAGUUGUACAAUGGAUCACAAUGGGGGGACGCCUUCCACGUAUAUGAAAUGCGGUGGACACCAGACUUGCUAAGCUUUAAAGUGGACGGUGAAGAGUGGCUGCGCGUGGAACCGACAGAGAGCGGGCUGAGGGGCCGCUUCAACCGUUUCUGUGACAUCCCGCGGAUAUACCUCUCUCAGGGCACUAAGAUGGCACCUUUUGAUGACCAUUUCCAAUUAACGCUGGGCGUGGCCGUUGGAGGGAUAACAGAGUUCAAAGAUGACGUCAUCACAGGGGACGGAUACUCGAAGCCCUGGAAGAAUAGGAACAGGAAAGCUAGUUACAACUUCUGGAGGGACUUGCCCACCUGGCAACCGACGUGGCGUCAUCCUGCUCUACAAGUGGAUUACGUCAAAGUAACUGCUUUAUAAUAAAACAAAUGACAAUAUAGUUUUAUAAAUUUUCUGUAAUUGCAGUCUUGUCAGACCAGUCGUUGUCUUCUCAUCACAUUAGGUCAGUUGUAUGCUAGAGCUGAGUUUAAGCGCUACUUUCCUAAUGCACUGACAAGAUGUAAACCAGGCAUUAGACCCUUACAAAAUAAUUAAAUAUUUACCCUUCUAUCAGUCGAGUAAAAGA